Molecule: messenger RNA, 492 nt
Organism: Solanum verrucosum
Lineage: Eukaryota; Viridiplantae; Streptophyta; Magnoliopsida; Solanales; Solanaceae
Product: secreted RxLR effector protein 161-like
Exons: 1
Coding region: 1-492 (163 amino acids)
Source: RefSeq, a predicted model, not a curated record
AUGGUUCCCAAUGUGCAUCUCAUGAAAGAUGGCAACCCUUCUGAUAAUCCAGAGAGGUAUAGAAGGAUAGUUGGGAAGUUAAACUACCUCACAGUGACUCGUCCUGAUAUUGCCUUCGCAGUAAGUGUUGUAAGUCAAUUCAUGUCUGCACCUACGGUCGAACAUUGGGCAGCUUUAGAACAGAUUCUAUGUUACUUGAAAAGAGCUCCUGGACUUGGCAUAUUGUAUAGCAAUCACAACCAUACUCAUAUUGAGUGUUUUGCAGAUGCUGAUUGGGCUGGUUCCAAGAUUAAUAAGAGAUCCACUACAGGUUAUUGUAUCUUUGUUGGAGGAAACUUGGUAGCAUGGAGGUGUAAGAAGCAAAAUGUUGUAUCUCGAUCCAGUGCAGAAUCUGAGUACAGAGUUAUGUCACAGUCUACAUGUGAAAUUAUGUGGAUACAUCAUCUUUUAACUGAAAUAGGGUUGAAGCAUCAUAUGCCGGCAAAACGCUAG